AUGGAGAAACAAGGAAUACUAGAUUUAGAGGACGAGUCUCUAGUUAGAGAGUCAGCUGCCUCCAUUCCCUCGAAAGCUGAGGGAUCACAACGUCGACGCAUUUGGGCUCUAGUUAUUUGCAUAUUGUUCUUUGGUGGUCGGUUCAUCUGGCAUGGCCAUAGGCCUCCCAGCAUCGAGACCAGAGUUCAUCGUAUCCUGGAACACACCCCAUUAAUCGAUGGACAUGAUGAUUUUCCAAUCAUGAUUCGAGAAAUCUAUCGUAAUAGAAUCUACGAUUCUAAUUUCACAGAGCAUCUUGUCAAUGGGGGUCUACCUAAACAUGUCGAUCUGCCUCGUCUCAAGCAGGGCCAAGUUGGCGGAACAUUUUGGAGUGUCUUUGUUCCUUGCCCCAAAGAUUGGUCGGAUUUCUCGGACGUAACAUACGCCCCAAGUGUGCGUGAGACAAUAGAGCAAGUGGACGUGAUGUCCCGUAUCCAGCGGGCUUAUCCAGACACAUUUUCAACACCUCCCAAUGGAACCACUGCUCUGCAGGCCUUCAAGGAAGGAAAGAUCAUUUCACCUCUUGGCAUUGAAGGCCUUCAUUCUAUCGGAAACUCUCUAGCGCAUCUUCGAAUCUUCUAUGAUCUGGGCGUUUCCUACGCCACCCUUACCCACAACUGCCAUAACCGCUAUGCCGAUGCCGCAGUGACCGAGCUCCAAGGCGGAGGGAUUAAGAAGUCAACACCCCUUUGGCAUGGUGUGAGUCCAGCCGGUCAAAGAGUUGUGUACGAGAUGAACAGACUUGGCAUGAUCAUCGACCUAUCUCAUGUUAGCGUGGAUACGAUGCGCGAUGUUCUGGGUGCUGGCAAGGACGAUUGGAAAGGAAGCCGUGCACCUAUCAUCUUCAGCCAUAGCUCCGCUUAUACUCUGUGUCCACAUCCACGAAACGUGCCCGACGAUAUCCUGAAGUUAGUGCGUGAGAAAAAUUCUUUGGUUAUGGUAAACUUCUCCCCAGAUUUCAUUUCUUGCACAGCUACCGAUCGUGCCGAUGGCUUGCCUAUUGCGGAUCCGGCUAAUGCGACUAUUGAGCGUGUUGUGGAGCAUAUCUUGCAUAUCGGAACAGUUGCUGGCUUCGAUCAUGUUGGCCUGGGAAGUGAUUUUGACGGAAUACCCACUGUUCCGAAAGGCUUGGAAGAUGUGUCCAAGUUCCCUGACUUGAUUGCCGAGCUUUUGCGACGUGGAGUCAGUGAUAAGGAUGCAGAAAAAGUGGCCGGAGGCAACUUGAUUCGUGUUUGGAGAGAUGUUGAUCAAGUUGCUUUGAAAAUGCAAGCCGAGGGUGCAUUUCCUGCGGAAGAUUAG
Penicillium taxi is the source of this 1338-nucleotide messenger RNA. Its product is annotated as putative dipeptidase. Gene Ontology annotation, biological process: proteolysis. The coding region runs from base 1 to 1338 and encodes 445 amino acids. Lineage: Eukaryota; Fungi; Ascomycota; Eurotiomycetes; Eurotiales; Aspergillaceae. The transcript has 3 exons. The record is from RefSeq and is a predicted model, not a curated record. Gene Ontology annotation, molecular function: metallodipeptidase activity.